AUGGAUCGAGUAAGGAUCACGUGUACUGGCUCGAAGUUCGUGACUCGAAAGGACUUGCAAGCCGACUCAGAAGAUGAAAACGAGAAAGUGAAACCUCAAGGCCGAAGAGGUAAUGCAGAGCAGUUGCAAGCAGAAUCAUUGCUAGCAUAUUAUGGAGAGCCAUUUCACCGGGCAGCUGGUCCAAACCAGAAGGCUGAUGAUGUGACGAAAGCUCCUCUUAGUUAUCCUUGUACAUGGUGUGCAGAUGACCCUAAGAAGCCAGUUGUUGUUCGUGUCAGUCUCAGUAAUCUAACGACCAAUCUGAAGACACAUCGAGAUGGUCACACUGCGGAUGGACGUUCGAAGACCGGUUGUCCAGGCAUCUUUAACUUGGCAGUCAUUACGGAUAAUUCCUUGAGUCCCUUUUCGGUUUAG
Molecule: messenger RNA, 414 nt
Organism: Melampsora larici-populina 98AG31
Lineage: Eukaryota; Fungi; Basidiomycota; Pucciniomycetes; Pucciniales; Melampsoraceae
Exons: 4
Coding region: 1-414 (137 amino acids)
Source: RefSeq, a predicted model, not a curated record